CUUCAGAGUUUCCAUCUGCUAUUUGGACAGCCAUCUGACUGCUUCCAGAGCGUUUCUUCACAUCGCAGAUUCUGCCAUGGGUUGUGGGCUACGAAAGCUGGAAGAGUCUGAUGAUAGUAGCCCUGGCAAAAUAUUUUCUACUCUGAAGAGACCACAAGUAGAAACAAAGACUGAUGUUUCAUAUGAAUACCUUUUGCUGGAUUUUACUUUGGAUAUUGAUUCAUCAAAUCCAGAUGUUAUCAAGAUUCCCUCUCUUCUGGAUCUUAAUUACAAAUUGGAAGCAUACUAUAAGAGAGGAUAUGUUGUUGCCACUAUCCAUCCUACAAUACUUUCUGUGGGGCAAAGGAAACCAUCUCCACUGAGUUACAUUUAUAGAGUUAUACUAACUAAAAUAAGAUCCAGUAUAAAGAAGUCAGAACAAGGAGAACCAAGGCACUCCAAGCUAGUUGUUGAAGAAUGGUCUGUGAGCAAUCAAACACUUUCCAUUGAUGUUGUGAAAGGACUGUUAGACAAGGUGAAUGAUUUAACCAAGAAAGGAAUGAAGUUUGUAGGAUUUUUAAAUCCACUCAGUACCCAGUCAAAGGCCUGCAAUGGUACAAAAUUAUCAAGAGAACUAGUUGCAGAUUUGGGACAGGAUGUUGACUUUAAAUUGCCAGAUCAACGAAAGCAAAAUCCUGAUAACCAUAUAAAAUGCAGUGAGGAGAUUUUUAACAAAAAGCCAAUGGAAUUUGCAAUGGAAAAAGAACAUUCUUGCAAUAACGUCACUGAUGUUUUAGAGAAUGGGCCAGCUCCAGAGAAGGAUCUUUUGCAUGGAAGAGAGAAAAGGAUUGGAAAUGAAACCUGUCCUUGCAGUCAACCAAAGGAAGAUUUCAAACUAUUUGCUGUCUUCAAUGUGUCUAAUGAAGACUUCAGUGAACGGUCCUACCGUGAAGGCAAUAUAUCACUCAGAGUAGCAAGGAAGGGCCAAACCAUUUGUACCCUGGAAGCAGAUUGGUUGGAAAUCACAACAUCUUAUUAUAAAAGUGGAAUGUCAUUGGUUGAUUCAUUCGUAGUUUGGGAAACAAUGAAAGGAGACUAUUUGUCUAAGUCUGUGGAUGGAAUGUUUAUUUAUGAAGAACAUCAUUUGGGGUCUUUUGAGUCAAGCAAGAUACCAAAUGAUGCAAUUGUUGUUGAACAAUGGACUGUCAUUGAGGGUUAUGAAGUAAAGACAGACUAUGGUCCUUUGCUGCAUACACUGGCAGAGUUUGGGUGGCUGGUUACUUGCGUGCUAGCCACACCUAUUAUUCGCCAUGACAGUGAAGGGAAUUUAGCAACAAAACAAGUGAUAUUCUUGCAGAGACCUGCCAUAACCUACAAUGAUCUGCAUCUAGAAACAUUAGAGAAAAGAUCUACUCGGCAAGCAAAAGUCAGUGAAAGAACCAAAAAUUGGAACAGAAAUGUGGGUGUGACCACUGGUAAAAAUAAACAUUCAGAAACAAAGUCUCCUGAAGAUUCUUGUAUCACUUCAGGGACCAACUCACAUCAAUAUGGAGACAUUUCAGGCAUGAGCCGUACUGAUAGUAUUUUCAAAGACUUGGAUGAUGGGCAACUGGAUCAAGAGGAAGAAACACCUCAGGUUACCUGCAUAUAACAUUGCACAGUUCAGUUUUGUAUUGAAGACAACAGUAUAAAGAAAGAAAAGCAGAUUUUCUACAGUUUAACGUGAUUGGUAGUAACUAAUGUCUUUGCAAGAUGUGACUUUUGAUUUUGUUCUGUACGAAAGUG
This is a messenger RNA of Hemiscyllium ocellatum (epaulette shark), 1764 nucleotides long. It is a transcript of the gene rftn2, whose product is annotated as raftlin family member 2. The record is from RefSeq and is a predicted model, not a curated record. Bases 77 to 1630 code for a protein of 517 amino acids. The transcript is spliced from 10 exons. NCBI's taxonomy places the organism in Eukaryota, Metazoa, Chordata, Chondrichthyes, Orectolobiformes, Hemiscylliidae.